Rubroshorea leprosula is the source of this 2439-nucleotide messenger RNA. The record is from the annotation of a GenBank genome assembly. NCBI's taxonomy places the organism in Eukaryota, Viridiplantae, Streptophyta, Magnoliopsida, Malvales, Dipterocarpaceae.
AGUUACUGAAAUGGAAACAAUUGAUGUAGAUUGAAGUGAACAGCAAAGGAAGUUCUUGUCUAGGAAUCCAUAACAGAAAAGUACUCAGCUAUCAUAAAUCCUUAAUUUCAGCACAAUCGGUAGGUAAUUGACAGGAAGAGAUCAAGGCUCUGGUCUCUGAUGAACUCCAAGUGGUUUCCUAUAAGUAGCUGAGUCUCAACCUUUAGGUGUCACGAAAUGUUGCAAAGAGGUGAACAUCUUUCCUCUUCAAGAAUGCAGUUAAAGUUCACAUUCACAAGCCACAAGAAUUGAGACACAAACUCAUGAUUGUUGAUGAAUUCUUUUGCUACCAUAAAUGGAAUUUUUUGAAUUCUAUAGCAAAGCAGUAAUGUGAUAAUCUCUUCUCUGAAUUUCUUGCAUAAGCUAACCAAGAAUUUGAUGGCAAUAGCUCAGUUCAGGCAUAGAGUGUUCAAGGAUGCAUUGCAAAGUAUUAUGAGCUGUGCAUUCUGGAGUGCUGAAUUUUAGUUGCUGAACAGGAAACAAUCUUUGUAGAUUGAAUUGAAGUGAACAACAAAGGGAGUUCCUGUCUAGGAAUCACUGUAGCAGAAAAGAACUCAGCUCUCAUAAGCCCUAAGUAGUAAAUUUUUUACUAAGAAUUUUAUUUUUCAUUAGUGCUUUAUACUGUUUUUCAUUAUAUAUAAAUUGAUUUCUGUGAAUGUUUGCUAGGAGUUGCAAAUUUUUGAUGUCAUGAAAUGUUGCAAAGAGGUUCAUUUGCAAAUUUAUGUGAUUGUGCUUCUGCAAAGUUGAAGUCCAGCUGAGCACCAUCUAAUGAUCUUAAAUUUAAUAGGGAGAUUCUAAUGGUGAAGCCAACAGGAAAAGGAUGGUGGUUUUAGAUUUGUCGGGUGAAGAUAAAUAUGUAGAUACUAUCAAUUUAGCAUCACCCUAUUCCGCCAAGUAGUUGUCAUCCCAAAAGUAGUCAGCAAAAACAGGAACAGUAAAUAGCAAACAGUCCUCUCCAACUAAGAAAAUCAGCUUUCUGAAACUGGCCUCUUGCAGCCAAGAAGUCUCUUACAGUAGGAAGUGCUGCUCCUAAUCUAGGAAGCAAAGUAGUAAACUAGAAGAAGGCAGGGAAAGCAAUGGUUUCCAAGCAAAGCAAUAUCUCAUCAUUCUUCAAGACAGUUAGUUUGGGCAGAAUGAAGUUCCUACCAUGUCAAAACUAGAGGUUGCAGCCUAAUUCACACCCACCACCAACAGAACCAGUUUGAGGAAAUGGCUUGUUUGGUACAAUGCAUGAUUCCUGAGGAGAAAAAAAUUCUUUCACAGAAUUCCUCUUUUGAAGAUCUUCAAAGCUGAGGAAUAUAAUGCAUCAACUGAGUACUACUGGGAGCCCAUCAUACUAGAGUCUAAUUCAAACCAUGCAACAAAUCACUGUUCGGAGACAGCUGGUGAACCUUGAUGCCAUAGCCAAAUUAUGGCAAGAACUAGGAAGGAGUUAAUGUGAGGUUUGAGAGCCAUAUCAGUCUAAGAUUGAUGCUACCAUCUAUGGAACCCCAGGGCUUGUUCAAGAAUACAUUGUGACAACUGCUUUUGGAUUGGCACUGGAAACUUGGCAAAUUGGUUAAAAUCCAACAUCAAUCCUCCAAUUCAAAGGGUCUUCUUCUUGACCAUGUCCCCAACACAUCUGUGGAGCUGGGAAUGGAAGCCAGACGGUCAUGAGAACUGUUUUGAUGAGACAUAUCCAAUUCAAGAAGCAUCAUACUGGGGAGCUGGAUUUGGUCUGGCCAUUAUGAAAUAGUUCAUGGUAUUUUACAGUAACUAAAGAUCAAUGUUCCGGAUUAGAAUAUAAAAUGGAUCUUUGAGUACAUUGCUGAAUAUAGAACCAUUGGGGAGGAAGGACACAGGAUUAGAGAUCGAGGAAUGAAUGUGCAACCUAUGGUAUCAUGGCAACCUCCUCUGGAGAUACCAUUAAGAUCAAUACCGAUACAGCAAUACCACAGGGGCAAGGCAAAGCCAGGUUUGGAGUUGUCCUUAGGAAGUAGGAACUGUGACAGCAAAGUUAUAGGAGCUGUGCAAAAGAACUCGUGGGUUUCAAGGAUCAGUUCUUCAAGAUGAGGUUAUGGCUCUUGAUUUCGCAUUGUGUAUGGGCAGAGUAUUUGGACACAGAAAUGUCAUCAUUGAAUCAGAUUGUCUUAAAGCCGUACGAGUAGCUGUGCCCAACGAUGAUUGUUAUCUUCCUUUUGGAGCAAUAGCGGAGGAAAUUCGAGCUAAGAAAUUCCAUUUUCUUUGUGUGUUUCCAGCAUGUAAAGCGUGAGUGUAACUUGCUAGCCCAUGGGUAGGCUUUAGCUACAUUCCCUUCACCUUGGGACGGUGUUGGCUAAUAAGGAAUGUAGAAUCAAGAUAUUUGAUACAAGGUUAAACCCCCAUUUUGGUCCCUCAACUCAAUAAAUCCUUGAUUUGAUC